Papilio xuthus (Asian swallowtail) is the source of this 919-nucleotide messenger RNA. RefSeq lists its product as uncharacterized. Lineage: Eukaryota; Metazoa; Arthropoda; Insecta; Lepidoptera; Papilionidae. The record is from RefSeq and is a predicted model, not a curated record. The transcript has 2 exons. The coding region runs from base 99 to 839 and encodes 246 amino acids.
CUAUCAAUAUCUUGCAGACGAUAAUUAUAUAUUGAUUACCUAUAUAAGAGGAAAAGUUAUCAUUUGUGAUUUGUUUUACAAUAAAACUGUCAGUUAAAAUGCGAGUGCUCGUUGCGAUCACGCUAUUAUCAGUAGCAUGGGCUCUGCCGGCCCCAAACGCGCCUGCCGUCUUCGACUUUAGGAGUCUAUUCGCGCCACAAGACGCCGACCUAAGCCAGGACUCCGGCACCGCAGUAAACUUUGUCAACUCCCCAUUGAACGAGGAUGAGGGCAGGGCUGUACACUUUGUAGAUUCACCACAAGAGGAUAUGACAAAUGGGCAUGUCAUUCGCUCAGCUAGCAACUUCGAAGAGAUCAGUGAAGAUGACAACAUUGUUAGAUUCGUUGACAUACCGACCAAUGAGGAAGCUAACGAUGGAGUAGCUAUUGACUUCGUCGACUCGCCUGUGGAACCAAUCUCUGAUGAUUCAAAUGUCGCUCGCUUCUCCGAUAACGGAAUGGCCGUUAACUUCGUUGACACCCCUAUUGAACAGGCUGAUGAUGGUGCUGCAGUUCAUUUCGUUGACAACGUAGAAUCGGCUGCUGAAGACAGUGCGAUAUCCGCCUUUGCGGGUAUGCCACUUAACGAGGAAGUUCAUGAUGAUGGUACAUCGAUUAAUUUCGUAAAUUCACCAAUGAAUGAAAUUUUAGAAGCUGGUGCAGCUGAUAUUAUUCUUAUCGGACACGUGUUUGAACCCAUCAGUGCUUCAGAGCUGGAGACCAUCAAUGUCGAACUUCCCGAAGACUUUUACGAUGUACACUACCCCGGCAAGAUUUACGACAACCCGAUGCUUCGUUAAUAAAAAUAAAGGAACAUAACAUCCUUGAGCACUAUCAUACAAUGAUAACUAUGAAAUUAAAUUAUAUUUUGUAAUUUUUU